AUGCUCACCCGCCGCACAUCCCGCGCCCUUCUCUCUUCCACCCCCUCCAGCCUGGGGCUCCGCAGACUUGCAGUCGCAGGCCCCUCCGCCUCGAACCUUCGCUUCCCAAGCUCAACGAAGUCUAUUCCCCAGGGCGCCCCGCGUCGGGGCUUCAAUUCAACGCCAGCGAUUCGCAAAGGCAUUACCCCUGGCUCGUCCGACCCGCCCGCGCCGCACCCAGAGUCCUCCGUGCGAGUCUCGGAGCCCUCGCCGUUAUCGAACCACCAGUACCACGAGCACUCUGAUCACUACUUGCAUGUCGUACAAGCUAAAAUCGAGGAGUUGGAGGAGGACAGACCGGAUAUUGAGACUGACCUUGGCGCCGGCAUCCUCCACAUCAGCGUUGCCAACGUUGGAACAUACGUUCUAAACAAGCAGCCCCCCAUCAAGCAAUUGUGGCUUAGUUCUCCGGUUUCCGGGCCGAGGCAGUACGACUGGGUUGUGGAGGGCGAUCAGAUGCACGAGAAGCAGGAUACGCGACCAUUUGCUAACGGGCAGUGGGUGUGUCUGAGGGAUAGUUCGAACCUGACCGAGUUGUUGAACAAGGAGUUGGGAUUGGAUUUACCUAAAGAUAUUUACAGCGAGCUUGAGUAA
Messenger RNA from Aspergillus mulundensis, 633 nucleotides. Its product is annotated as frataxin family protein. Gene Ontology annotation, cellular component: mitochondrion. Gene Ontology annotation, molecular function: 2 iron, 2 sulfur cluster binding; ferric iron binding; iron chaperone activity. NCBI's taxonomy places the organism in Eukaryota, Fungi, Ascomycota, Eurotiomycetes, Eurotiales, Aspergillaceae. The record is from RefSeq and is a predicted model, not a curated record. Gene Ontology annotation, biological process: intracellular iron ion homeostasis; iron incorporation into metallo-sulfur cluster. The transcript is spliced from 2 exons. The coding region runs from base 1 to 633 and encodes 210 amino acids.